AUGGGUGAGGAGAUGGAUAUGGACUCUCCAGAGCAGCGCGGAGCCAAACGCCCCUUGGAGGAAACAGAGGCGUCCGGGCCCUCUCGACCGAAGAGGAUCAAAGCCCUUGAUCCUGAUGUCGUCAACAAGAUCGCUGCCGGCGAGAUAAUCGUCGCCCCGAUGCACGCAUUGAAGGAGCUGAUUGAGAAUGCCGUCGACGCAGGCUCCACGUCGAUCGAAGUUCUCGUCAAGGAUGGAGGAUUGAAGCUACUACAAAUCACGGACAAUGGACAUGGAAUUGAUCGCGACGACCUUCCCAUCCUCUGCGAACGGUUUACCACGUCCAAGCUGAAAGAGUUCGAGGAUCUUUCUUCCAUCGGCACGUACGGGUUCCGCGGUGAAGCAUUGGCUAGUAUCAGUCAUAUUGCCCAUCUCACAGUCACGACUAAAACAGCCGGGUCGAGCUGCGCCUGGCGCGCACAUUACGGAGAUGGGAAGCUGGUUCCUGCGAAACCGGGGCAAAAUGCUGCGCCCAAGGCCACUGCAGGACGUGGAGGAACACAGAUCACAGUCGAAGACCUCUUCUACAAUGUCCCAACCCGGCGCCGUGCCUUUCGGUCUUCCAGCGAAGAGUACGCCAAGAUUCUGGAUGUGGUUGGGCGUUAUGCAGUGCAUUGUUCUGGCGUUGCUUUCUCAUGUCGCAAGCAUGGUGAUUCGGGAGUGAGCAUCUCGACUCCUUCGGCCGCUAACACGAUCGACCGGAUACGUCAAAUACACGGAAGUGCUGUCGCAAAUGAGGUUGUUGAGUUUGAGGUCGCCGAGAAGAAGCUUGGUUUCCGAGCCUCUGGACUAGCCACAAAUGCCAAUUAUCAUGUCAAAAAGACUGUGAUCCUCCUAUUCAUCAAUCACCGUGCCGUCGAAUCGACAGCCGUCAAACGCGCCGUUGAGCAGACCUAUUCCGCUUUUCUUCCGAAGGGUGGACAUCCGUUUGUGUAUCUUGAUCUGGAAAUCGAACCACAUCGUGUUGAUGUAAAUGUGCAUCCCACCAAACGAGAGGUGAACUUCCUUAAUGAGGAUGAGAUCAUCGAGAUGGUGUGCAGUGAAAUCAGAUCCAAGCUUGCCCAUGUCGAUUCAAGUCGAACUUUCCUGACUCAAAGCCUCUUGCCGGGAGUCCAACCCAUUGAAACCCUUCAACCGGAACAAGAUGCUGCUGCUGGCGAGGGCGCAGUCAGCAACAAACCAAUCAACACACCCAAAACACCAGCAACCUCCAAAAGGCCCUAUGAGAACAAUCUCGUUCGCACGGAUUCUAAGGUCCGCAAAAUAACCUCGAUGCUCACCGCUGCUCCGAUCUCAUCGCCAUCUCACCCUGGACCACCGAACACAGAAUCCGGUAUUCCAGCAGCAUCCAUACGCGAUGAAGGACUUCAAUACGAAACAACCGAUCGCCAACCUCUGCGUAUCGCCCUGACUUCCGUCAAAAGCCUUCGCAACUCUGUGCGUGCCGCAAUGCACAACACAUUAACAGAGAUGUUCGCAUCACAUACCUACGUUGGUCUCGUGGACGAACGAAGACGCCUGGCAGCUAUUCAGUCUGGAGUGAAACUCUACCUGGUCGACUAUGGCCUCGCCUGCAACGAGUUCUUCUAUCAGGUCGGCCUAACCGAUUUUGGCAACUUCGGCGUGAUAAACUUAGAUCCGCCGCCGAAGAUUGUGGAUCUGCUCAGUAUCGCAGCCGAGACGGAACAACAAGAUCACGCUGGUAAUAAUGACGAGGAGGCUGGUGAUAUCUUCGCCAACGCCGCAGAAGUUGUUUCUCGUACUCUCAUCGAACGCCGUGAAAUGCUGGAUGAAUAUUUCUCGAUGCAAAUCAGCCCUGAGGGUGAGCUCCUCACGAUCCCGCUGCUUUUGAAAGGCUACGUUCCUUCUCUAGCAAAACUUCCUCGAUUUUUGCUACGGCUUGGUCCAUAUGUGGAUUGGACCGGAGAGCAGGAGUGUUUUCACACUUUCCUUCGAGAACUUGCAGCUUUUUAUACGCCAGAGCAAUUGCCAAUUCCCCCACCUACAUCGAAAGAUGCAUCUGCAUCUGCUCAAUCAGAGCCGGCCACGGGAGAGACAGCUGCAGACGAAAGCUAUGUAGCUGAAGAAGAUCCUUUAAUUCAUGCACGUCGCGCACAAAUGGCUCGAAUGCUAGAGUACGCGGUAUUUCCUGCUCUACGUUCCCGACUUGUUGCGACUUCAAGAAUGCUGCGGGGUGUGGUUGAAGUUGCAGACUUGAAAGGUCUCUACAGAGUAUUUGAACGAUGCUAA
Penicillium argentinense is the source of this 2289-nucleotide messenger RNA. Its product is annotated as mismatch repair ATPase MLH1. Gene Ontology annotation, molecular function: ATP-dependent DNA damage sensor activity; ATP hydrolysis activity; mismatched DNA binding. Gene Ontology annotation, cellular component: MutLalpha complex. The record is from RefSeq and is a predicted model, not a curated record. The transcript is spliced from 4 exons. Gene Ontology annotation, biological process: mismatch repair. Bases 1 to 2289 code for a protein of 762 amino acids. NCBI's taxonomy places the organism in Eukaryota, Fungi, Ascomycota, Eurotiomycetes, Eurotiales, Aspergillaceae.